Molecule: messenger RNA, 2177 nt
Organism: Petromyzon marinus (sea lamprey)
Lineage: Eukaryota; Metazoa; Chordata; Hyperoartia; Petromyzontiformes; Petromyzontidae
Gene: GALR2
Product: galanin receptor 2
Biological process (GO): G protein-coupled receptor signaling pathway
Cellular component (GO): plasma membrane
Molecular function (GO): G protein-coupled receptor activity
Source: RefSeq, a predicted model, not a curated record
UCACAGAACGCCUCCUCUUCUCUUUCCCAUUUGAAGCAAAGCGAACAAGCAGCAGCGCUACUCAUUAUUUAUUCAUUCGUUAUAAUAACUAAUUAGGAUUAUUUUAAAAAAAAAAAUUGUAAAACGAGUUGUUCCUCGGCGAGUUUUGAAUUAUGAUAGCCGCUUCGUUUGUGUGUUCGGUGGGUCCUUAAAUCUCAGUCGCUCGUUGAACACUGAGGAAGAUGACACGGAGUAUUUCGCCCACUAUUCUAUUGUUUACUUGUUAAAGCCGAUAAGAACGUGGCAUAUCAGAAAGGUAACAUUUGCUUGCCCUACUCUGGCUAGACAGAGCUCACGCCGACUGUUCGUGGGGCUGAGUUAUUUGUUCUUGAAUUUUGAGAUAUUUCCAAUUCUUUGCAUUGCCCUGCCUUUUGAAAGAUUGUCUAAGAGAAGAGAAUCCUCCUGCAUUUAAAAUCACCACCGAGUCCUGUUUGACGGAGCGGCGUCGACCGGUGGUGGUCGAAGGUUGGUGGCCGUCGUGGUUGCUGGCGGUGGUGGAUCCGCUGCGUAGCGCGCGGGGUCUUCUUCUCCGCUGCGGCGAAAGACCAAGAGGCGCGUGGAGCUCGGUCCCAAGAGAGUCCGACGCGGAUCCCGUGUCGAGCCGUUCCCAGAGCUCCCCAGAGCUCUCGGGUCUCAGUGGGGGACCCGGACUCCACGUGGACAGGGAUGCUGGCGAGACCAGGAGAGUCCAAUGCCUCCUGCACGAUCUUCACGCCACGUGGGCAGUAGCCCCACGGGCGUUUUCAUCGCACGAGAUCGAGGACUGCAGCUCGUCAGGGAUUCUGACCUCACAGGGACUCUGACCCCACAGGGUCUCUGACCCCACAGGAUCUCUGACCCCACAAUAACUCUGACCCCCGACAAGGACUCUGACUCGGAUCCAGGCUCACACAGCUAACUGAGCCCCACGAGUUCCUGAGCCAGCGGUCUCUGCUCGAGCCUGAUCCACACGAGGAGGACCCCCCCGCGAGGAACGCCGGUCCGCCGCGAAGGCGGCGGCCCCCGCCCCCCCCCCCCCAACUCCCCAUCGCGCCACCACCAUGGUCGCCUUCUGGAACGCGUCGGAGCCCCAGGGGCUGUCCCCCGAGAGCGUGACGGUGCCCGUCGUGUUCCUGCUCAUCUUCCUGCUCGGCGCCUUCGGCAACAGCCUCGUCAUCAUCGUGCUGCUGUGCAGCGGGCAGCGCGGCAGCAGCAACACCACCACCAACAUCUUCAUCCUCAACCUCAGCGUCGCCGACCUCUGCUUCAUCCUCUUCUGCGUGCCGUUCCAGGCGACCAUCUACACGCUCGACGGCUGGAUCUUCGGCUCUUUCCUCUGCAAGGCCGUGCACUUCAUCAUCUUCCUCACCAUGUUCGCCUCCAGCUUCACGCUGGCGGCCGUGUCCGUCGACAGGUACCUGGCCAUCCGCUACCCCCUGCGCUCGCGCGAGCUACGCACACCACGCAAGGCCGCGGCCGUCAUCGCGGCCAUCUGGGGUCUGGCGCUGGUGUUCGCAGGCCCCUACCUCAGCUACUACCAGGCCGUGACCUUCCAGAACAUGUCCAUGUGCAUGCCCGUGUGGGCCAAGGAGCCGCGCAAGCUCAUGGACAUGGUGACGUUCGUGUGCGGCUACCUGGUGCCCGUGUCCGUGCUGGGCCUGGCCUACGCCUUCACACUCAAGUACCUGUGGACGGCCGUGGACCCGCUCGAGGAGAUGUCCGAGUCGAAGAGGGCCAAGCGCAAGGUGACCACCAUGAUCCUCAUCGUGGCCGGCCUGUUCUGCGCCUGCUGGCUGCCCCACCACGUGCUCAUCCUCUACUUCUGGUUCGGCCACUUCCCCCUGACGCACGCGACCUACGCCUUCAGGCUGCUCUCGCACUGCAUGUCCUACGCCAACUCGUGCCUCAACCCGCUGGUCUACGCGCUCGUCAGCAAGCACUUCCGCAAGGGCUUCCGCAAGGCCUUCGCGUUCGCCUGCGGCCGCCGCUGCUGCUGCCACCGCCGCCGCCACCACCACCACCACCACCAUCACCACCACCGACGCGGCCGUGUCACGAAGGUGCACGUGCUGCAGGUGGCCAACCGUGUCGACGUGGCCACCACGGAGCUGUCGCACAAUGAGGCCGAGCGGGCGGGCCCGAAAUCCGACGAGCUGUGA